CACAACUCUUUGACAAAUAGUUACUCAAAAAUUAAUGAUUCCAUUAUAUCAACCUAAAUCUCAGCUUGUGACUGUAAAUAACAAUUUAGCUCGAGAUCACAGCCUCCGGCUCACGAUUAAAAAUACAAGCCACAACUUUUUAGCGCUAUGAAUGCACCAUAUGAACGGCAUAACUCUCUUUAGCUAGUGCUGGCAUUUAGAGUUAUGAAUAUUCUGAAGCAGCACACAGCGGGGAAUGCAGGUAGUUGGCAGAUUCUGCCCAACGGUGGGAUUGGCAAAAGGUUGGCCUCAUGGGGCUGAAUAUGGACCUCGUGGCUCAGCAUAUGGGCUAGGUGUAGACAACGCGCUUGAGUAUGAAGUACAGCAGAUGGUAAACAUCUUACUACGUGACGAGUGAUAGUAAAAGCAAGGGAUGCGUUAAUGUUUUAAGACGGCGGGCGAUAGGCGGCAUAAUGAUGAUUCUAC
Molecule: messenger RNA, 465 nt
Organism: Daldinia loculata
Lineage: Eukaryota; Fungi; Ascomycota; Sordariomycetes; Xylariales; Hypoxylaceae
Exons: 1
Coding region: 236-397 (53 amino acids)
Source: RefSeq, a predicted model, not a curated record